AUGGACUUCACCGCGCAGCCCAAGCCUGCCACUGCCCUCUGUGGCGUCGUGAGUGCCGAUGGGAAGAUCGCCUACCCUCCGGGGGUGAAGGAGAUCACCGACAAGAUCACCACCGACGAAAUGAUCAAGCGGCUGAAGGCCAUAGCAGAGAGCUGGAUCGGAAGUGGAGCAGCCAGGACUUGAACCAGCGCCCAUAUGGGAUACUGGCACCGCAGGCGUUAGCUUUACCCCCUACACUGCAGAGCCGGCCCCUAGAUGGUAGUAAAAACUUUUAUGGAUAUGGAUCAGGACUCAGAAGACGAAAAACAGCAGUAUCUCCCACUAGCCUUGCAUCUUGCAUCUGAAUUUUUCCUCAGGAACCCCAAUAAAGAUGUGCGUCUCCUUGUAGCAUGUUGUUUGGCUGACAUCUUUCGAAUCUAUGCCCCAGAAGCCCCAUAUACUUCCCACGAUAAACUUAAGGACAUAUUUUUGUUUAUCACCAGACAAUUAAAAGGUUUGGAGGAUACAAAGAGUCCGCAGUUUAACAGAUACUUUUAUUUAUUAGAGAAUUUAGCUUGGGUUAAAUCAUAUAACAUCUGCUUUGAAUUGGAAGAUUGCAAUGAAAUUUUUAUUCAACUUUUUAGGACUCUCUUCUCAGUGAUCAACAAUAGCCACAAUAAGAAAGUACAAAUGCAUAUGCUGGAUUUGAUGAGUUCUAUCAUCAUGGAAGGUGAUGGAGUUACUCAAGAAUUAUUGGACUCCAUUCUUAUUAACCUCAUUCCUGCACAUAAGAACUUAAAUAAACAGUCCUUCGACCUUGCAAAAGUUCUCUUGAAAAGAACAGUCCAGACUAUUGAGGCAUGCAUUGCCAAUUUUUUCAAUCAAGUCCUGGUGCUGGGAAGAUCAUCAGUAAGUGAUUUGUCAGAACAUGUGUUUGAUCUGAUUCAGGAACUUUUUGCUAUAGAUCCUCAUUUAUUGUUAUCUGUCAUGCCCCAGCUUGAAUUCAAACUGAAGAGCAAUGACGGGGAAGAGCGAUUAGCUGUUGUUCGGCUUCUAGCUAAAUUGUUUGGCUCUAAAGAUUCUGAUUUGGCAACGCAGAAUCGUCCUCUUUGGCAGUGUUUUCUUGGACGAUUUAAUGACAUUCAUGUUCCUGUAAGAUUAGAAAGUGUGAAAUUUGCCAGCCACUGUUUAAUGAAUCACCCGGAUUUAGCAAAGGAUCUCACAGAAUAUUUGAAGGUUAGAUCACAUGAUCCAGAAGAAGCUAUUCGUCACGAUGUCAUUGUUACUAUAAUAACAGCUGCCAAAAGAGACCUUGCCUUAGUAAAUGAUCAAUUGCUUGGCUUUGUAAGAGAAAGAACACUGGAUAAACGGUGGCGAGUAAGAAAAGAAGCUAUGAUGGGUCUGGCUCAACUUUAUAAGAAAUACUGUCUACAUGGUGAAGCAGGAAAGGAAGCUGCAGAAAAAGUCAGCUGGAUAAAGGACAAACUUUUGCAUAUUUAUUAUCAGAACAGCAUCGAUGACAAACUUUUGGUAGAGAAAAUCUUUGCUCAGUACCUUGUCCCCCAUAACCUGGAAACAGAAGAGAGAAUGAAAUGCUUAUAUUAUUUAUAUGCUAGUUUGGAUCCAAAUGCUGUAAAAGCUCUCAAUGAAAUGUGGAAGUGUCAGAACAUGCUUCGGAGUCAUGUACGUGAACUGUUAGAUUUGCACAAGCAGCCUACAUCAGAAGCUAACUGUUCUGCUAUGUUUGGAAAACUGAUGACCAUAGCAAAGAAUUUGCCCGACCCUGGCAAAGCACAAGAUUUUGUGAAGAAAUUUAACCAGGUUCUUGGUGAUGAUGAGAAACUGAGGUCUCAGUUGGAGUUAUUAAUCAGCCCAACCUGUUCAUGCAAACAGGCAGACGUUUGUGUGAGAGAAAUAGCUCGGAAACUUGCAAAUCCUAAGCAGCCAACAAAUCCUUUUCUAGAGAUGGUCAAAUUUCUGUUGGAAAGAAUUGCACCUGUGCACAUUGAUUCAGAAGCCAUAAGUGCACUUGUAAAAUUGAUGAAUAAAUCCAUAGAGGGGACAGCAGAUGAUGAAGAGGAGGGUGUAAGUCCCGAUACUGCUAUUCGUUCAGGACUUGAACUUCUUAAGGUUCUGUCUUUCACACAUCCUACCUCGUUCCACUCUGCAGAGACAUAUGAGUCCUUGUUACAGUGCCUGAGAAUGGAGGAUGAUAAGGUAGCAGAAGCUGCUAUACAAAUUUUUAGAAAUACAGGCCACAAAAUAGAAACAGAUCUUCCCCAGAUUCGAUCGACCUUAAUACCCAUCUUACAUCAAAAAGCAAAGAGGGGUACUCCACACCAAGCAAAACAGGCUGUGCACUGUAUACAUGCCAUAUUCACAAAUAAAGAAGUCCAGCUUGCGCAGAUUUUUGAGCCACUCAGUAGGAGUCUGAAUGCUGAUGUACCAGAACAACUUAUAACUCCGUUAGUUUCUUUGGGCCACAUUUCUAUGUUAGCACCAGAUCAGUUUGCUUCCCCAAUGAAAUCCGUAGUAGCAAAUUUUAUUGUGAAAGAUCUGCUAAUGAAUGACAGGUCAACAGGUGAGAAGAAUGGUAAAUUAUGGUCUCCAGAUGAAGAGGUUUCCCCUGAAGUACUAGCAAAGGUACAGGCAAUUAAACUUCUAGUAAGGUGGCUGUUGGGUAUGAAAAACAACCAGUCUAAAUCUGCCAAUUCAACUCUUCGGUUAUUAUCAGCAAUGUUGGUUAGUGAGGGUGACCUGACAGAGCAAAAGAGGAUCAGUAAAUCUGAUAUGUCUCGCUUGCGAUUAGCUGCUGGUAGUGCCAUAAUGAAGCUUGCUCAGGAACCUUGUUACCAUGAAAUUAUUACCCCAGAACAGUUUCAGCUCUGUGCACUUGUUAUUAAUGAUGAAUGUUACCAAGUAAGGCAGAUUUUUGCUCAGAAGCUACAUAAGGCACUUGUGAAGUUACUGCUCCCAUUGGAGUAUAUGGCGAUCUUUGCCUUGUGUGCCAAAGAUCCUGUGAAGGAGAGACGAGCACAUGCACGACAGUGUUUGCUAAAAAAUAUCAGUAUACGCAGGGAGUACAUUAAACAGAACCCUAUGGCUACUGAGAAAUUAUUAUCACUGUUGCCUGAGUAUGUAGUUCCAUACAUGAUUCACCUGCUAGCCCACGAUCCAGAUUUUACAAGAUCACAAGAUGUUGAUCAGCUUCGUGAUAUCAAAGAGUGCCUAUGGUUCAUGCUUGAAGUUUUAAUGACAAAGAAUGAAAAUAAUAGCCAUGCCUUUAUGAAGAAGAUGGCAGAGAAUAUCAAGUUAACCAGAGAUGCCCAGUCUCCAGAUGAAUCCAAGACAAAUGAAAAACUUUAUACAGUAUGUGAUGUGGCUCUGUGUGUUAUAAAUAGUAAAAGUGCUUUGUGCAAUGCAGAUUCACCAAAGGACCCAGUCCUCCCAAUGAAAUUUUUUACACAGCCUGAAAAGGAUUUCUGUAAUGACAAGAGUUAUAUUUCAGAAGAGACAAGAGUACUUCUAUUAACAGGAAAGCCAAAGCCUACUGGAGUACUAGGUGCGGUAAACAAGCCUUUAUCAGCAACGGGAAGGAAACCCUAUGUUAGAAGCACUGGCACUGAAACUGGAAGCAAUAUUAAUGUAAAUUCAGAGCUGAAUGCUGCAACCGGAAAUCGAUCAAGGGAGCAGAGUUCAGAGUCAGGAGAAACUGGAGUUAGUGAAAAUGAGGAGAACCCUGUGAGAAUUAUUUCUGUUACUCCUGUAAAGAAUAUUGACCCGGUAAAGAAUAAGGAAAUUAAUUCCGAUCAGGCUACCCAGGGCAACAUCAGCAGUGACCGGGGAAAGAAAAGAGCGGUACCAGCAGCCGGUGCUGAGAACAUCCAGCAAAAACCAGAUGAGAAAGAAGAUGAAUCAGGGCCACCUGCCCCGGCCAAACCCAGGAGAGGACGUCGACCCAAGUCUGAAUCUCAGGGCAACGCAACCAAAAAUGAUGAUGUAAAUAAACCUGCUAGCAAAGGAAGGAAGAGAGCCGCAGGCAGUCAGGAGAGCCCUGGGGGCUUGGAAGCAGGUAAUGCCAAAGCACCCAAACUGCAAGAUGUAGCCAAAAAGGCAGUACCAGCAGAGAGACAAAUUGAUUUACAAAGGUAAAAAGAAAACUCAUAUGCAAAGGGAGAAAAUGAAGGCCAAACUGAAGCAUGCCCCAGCUUCUGCAAAAACUUGGAUUCUACAUGUCUGAAUAGAGAAUGAAGUUCACUUAAUACACACUUUCUGCCUUGAAAACUGAAAGAAACUAUGACUUCCUUUUCACAUGACCACAAAUCCUUUGAUGGAAAUGUACAGCAGAAACUCUUGAAAGAGAGGCUAAAAGCAACUCUAUUCUACCCUGUCCCCUGGACUUUUCUUAUGAAAAGUCAAUAAUUAAGCAAAUUGCUUAACAUUUGGUUCCAGUUCCUGCAUAUCUGGAGUUUAAACGCAUAAUGCACCAUUAAUUUCCAUGCUGCAGUUUUUAUUUUAAAGAAAGUAACAAGAUAUCCUUACACUGACACUGAAAAUUCAUCCAUUUUAGAGCCAGGAAUUCCCAUGUUACACAAGAAAAAAAAAGAAGUCUACUGAAUUAAUUUUUUAGAAGAAGAGAGAUCAGAUGAAAUAUUUCUUUGUUUUUCCUUUUGGAAACUUUAUGUAUAAUUCUUUCUGCCUGCCUACUUUUCUGCAAAAAUGAGAUGUACAGAUUUCAGUUCCCUGCUAUGAAAAGUGAUGUGGUGGCAAUUUUAUAAAUGUUGCUUUCUGAUUUUUAUCAGAGUGAGAAAAUAAUUAAAAUUAUUAUUGAUUUGCAAGUAGUAAACACUUCAUAUUUUGAUUUCUCCUCCAAUUUAGGUUAAUAUAAUUUUCAAUAAGUGUACAUAUUUGUUUGUUUCCUGAAGCGUAUCACUUUAAAACAGUUUUUACUCCUGUGGUUAUGUUGGAAUACUUGGAAUUUUUAAGGAGUAAAGACUGCCCAGCAUUUGGUUUUAUAAUGUUUGUCACCAGAUUUUUAUUACUGAUAUUAAAAAAAGUCAAUUUUUUAAAUAGUUGGACUUUGGCAGCUUUGUAAAGGGAAGUUGGAGGUGUUCAGGCUCCCUGUCAAUUUUCAGCAUUGUGUUAUUGGGAAAUAAGUGUUUUGUUUUUGGUUUUUGUCUGCUGGUCUGGGCUCAGUUUUAAUGUUUUUUAUUUUAGAAGACAACUGUUGCAUCACUAUAUUAUGUUUCUCGGCAUUGUUCAGCAUAGGUAAUGUGUACAUUUUGGUGUACACAAUCAUAUUUAAGUUUUUUGCAUAAAAUAAAUGCUUCUAGAUGUCAUAUGGCAGUCUUUUAAUCUUUUUAUCAUAUUUUCUUGUGAAGUUUUUCAUGUGAAAGGGCUAAAGUCAUAAACAUGAUUACAGUCAACUCUCAAUUAUCUAUAUAAAACAGUGACUGCCUCAGGUUUUCAAUUUUGUGAUAAUCAUGAACUCAAAGAACAUAAUCAAGGCACUCUGCAAGGUCUGCUGCCCGAGGAGCUUAAAAUGUUUCCCUCCUCGUACUCAAAAUGACAUCUGUUCCCAGAGUACAUGGGGCUCAUCUCCAAGCCCCAGCAGAGUUUGCUCACUUCUCCAGUGUGGGUUAAAGAAAGUAAACAACAGUGGCAUUAUAACUUGAUCUUGAUUGGCUAUAGUUUACAUAGGAUGUACAAGAAUGAAAUCAGUCUGAAAAAGGUGAUUAUUUAUGUUAGGGUGAAAUUUGCUGAUAGUGAAUGUCACUUAUGUUCUCAUAGAUAAUCAAGAGUUGGCUGUAUAUUGAUUCUGAGAGAUGGAUAAUUCUUUUAAAUAUGCAUAUAAAUAUAUAUACACACACAAUUAAAUAUCAGAAAAUGGUUAGUCAAAAAUGAAUGCCAGUGAUAGAAAACAAUCUUUUAAAAGUGCAGAAAACUUCCUGUUUGCCUUUUCAUGACCCUUUAGAAAGAAGAUAUAAAAUAUUGCCUCCAACUUGCUGACAAAAGAGUAUCUAUGCACAAAUAUCAGAGAAGUCCCUCAGGCAGUUAGUGGGCAGGUUCUAUUUUGAAGAGUUUAAAGUUCUCUUAGCAUCAGACAGCUUGAUCUUAAGGCCCCUAAUUUGUCACCAACCAAAUGUGCUUUUUCAGAGACUUUCUCUCUCACUCCUUUUAACAAAUUGCCCAAUGGUUGUUAGAUUACCAGGUGUUAAAUCAUGUUAAAUGAAAUUCAGUGGAAGCAUUUGCAUCAGCUUAUGACUGUUUAGAGUUUUGCAGGAGAGGAGUUAGCUAAAACUAAAAGUGGCCCACUCCUGACUUUAUAAAAUGAUGCAAGUGUCUGGCACUAAGGGAAGGACAAUAGAAUGGUAAAAAGAUUAAACUGAUGGGGAGGGACUUGUUUUUGGGAAAUUUGUCAGUUUUCCCUCAAAAAGGAAAACAUAAAAUCUCUUAGGAAUUUGGUAUUCACAUCUCAGAGAAAUACAACACAAAAGUGCAGACUUAAUAUUUGAAAAUUAAUGUUAACCCUUUGUGUCUAGUUUGAAGCUUCUUGUAUUUGUCUAAAACUACAAGCCAGAAUUUUGUAUCUCCUUUGAUAAAAAGUGUGUAUAAUGUAAAGUAGUUUUGCAUAUUCUUGUGCUGCACAUGGGCUGAAUUUUUAGAAUUUUUUUAAAGACUUGAAGCAGAACCUUGUAAUUUGUGUAAAUGACAAGUGUAAAAUCCUACCAUAAAAUGCUAAAAAUAUGCACUGUUUCGAAUAAAAUCAAGAAAUGCAGCAUUAUAUAGUAGUGUGGAGCCCUGAAUAUUCAUGUAUCCCUGGUAUGUCACAAGUUGACUUACUGUCUUUGCAUAUUUUCUGUUUAGAUUCUGGAGUCUGCGUAUCCAAUAAGAAAUCAAAUGCCUCCUUCAAACUUCCUCGCUAGGUACUCUGAUUUGAGAAAGAGCAUAAUGGAUGAUAAAUUCUGAUGGACAUUUGGAAAACUUCAGUUGUUCUUUAACCUCAGAACUUAAAAGCAACUUUUAAUUUUUACUGCCCUAUGACACAUCUAUUUAUUACAAAUUUUGGACUUAGUUUAGUUCAUGGAGAAUAAGCAGAUUUACACGAAUAUAUCUGGAAUCAGAAGUGAACAGAAUUAAGAGGUAAGAGAAGCUAUUAUAUUUAGUUUUGUAUUUUACCCUUCAUGGGUUUAUCGUCCCACACCGGAUGUUUGCACAAACAGCCCUUCAUUAUCCACUAGUUCUACAUCCAUAGAUUCAACCAACUGUGGAUCGAAAAUAUUUGGGAAUAAUGUACAUCUGUAUUGAACAUGUAAAAACUUUUCUUUGUGUCAUCGUGCCGUAAACAAUGGAGCAUAGCAAUUUUACAUAACACUAAUAUUGUGUUAGGAAUUAGAAAUAAUCUCGAGAUGGAUUUUAGUAUCCAAAGUGUUCCUUGAACUUAUUUUGUGUAGAUAGCAAGGGACACCUACAUUGCAGGAUUUUUAUGUUCCCCUGGAUGUACAUAAACUGUCAGUAGAAAUGCUACACCAGUACUCUCCAGCAGUAGUGACAAGCUUGCAACACUGCCAAGGUAGUAAUCAUGUCAUUGUCUAGAAGAAAAGUUUACCACAAUUCAGUGGCAGCUUAUGGGAUACAGAGUGCAAAAUCGUCAAAUACCUUUUCUACCUGUAAACUGAGGCUCCAAUUUCUCACUCCCAUAUGACUAAUGACCUCCAUUUCUUUCAUUUUAUAUCUUAUUUCAAAGUCUAAAAGGAAUGUGUACAGUUUCCGCUUCUGUGGAACACUGGCUGGCAAUUAGAACUUUGUUAUAGAGGUGUUUCUCAAAUAGUGUUUAUGGAUAGAGUGCUACCUUUAGGCCCCUUUCUUCCUUCAUUCUCUAGUUACUGUUCUCUCACAGACACCAUUUCAUUCUGAAUGUCCAUUCUCUUUAGUAAACAGCUGAAGAAGCAUGAAAAGCAACCACCUGGAGGUCAAUUACAAUGUAAGGAGCAUUGCCAAAUAUAUGGAAUCCAGUAAGAAAAUUGGGAGGUAGGGAAUAGCCAUUUUCUUCAUUGCAGAAAUUUAUUGAAACUGUACAGAUACAAUGCCAGGGGCUAACAUUAAAACACUUAACAAUGCGCUAGGUGUUGUGGUGCAGCAGGUUAAGCCAUUGCUUGCAACACCCACAUCCUGUAUCAGAGUACUUGGGGUCAAGUUUCAUCUCCUCUUCAGCUUUCUGCUACUGUGCACCCUUGGAGGCAGCAGAUGAUGGCUCAAGUACUUGGGUCCUGCCACCUAUGUAAAAAACUGGAUAUAGAGUUCCUGGCUUUGGCCUGGCUCAUCCUGACUAUUGUGGCCAUUUUGGGAGUGAACCAGCAGAUGGAUAAUCUCUGUCUGUUGCUCUUCCUUUCAAAUAAAAUUAGCAAACUUAAAAAAAAAAAAAAAAAGACUAGUAGUAUUGUUACCUUAGCAGGACCCGCAGUGCACUGCAGAUUCCACAGCACUGGCAGUCAUGACUACUCAGGCCAUGCAUAUGUGAACUCCAGAGCUCUGACAGGAGCAGUAGGAGCAGAAUGUCCUUCUCUGCCCUUUCUCAAGAGAGAGGUGCAAUUCUGAGAGCUAGCAUGAGCUUAUAGGUUCCUAAUAGAGAGACUGAACUAAGUAACCUGCCUGCCUGACAACCAGGAGCUGAGCCUGAUGAGGCAGCUCUUUACUUUUAUGGUCCCUGAGAGGUGGUGACCACAGGUAAGGAAGUGCCAGGUGAUAAAUAUUUAAGCAGUCUGAGUUCUGUGUAAGCCAUUGCUUUGGUAAGGACCUGGUCCCAACCCCCAAAUCUGUUGUCCAACAUCCCAAUCCCCAAGCCCAGCUCUAGGUUCUUUGAGAGUAUCUCCAAAGCCAAGUUCGGUGGGAGCUCAGGUGGUGUCCCUGUAAAGCACCCAGUUUAGUUUGUUCUGAGACUUUCUUUGAGGAAGAGGUCCACCACAGUAGCCACCUACCACCUGCCUCACCAGAAGAAAUCGGAAAGCCUUCCUCUUGGGAAAGGGAUUUGGCAGUUCUGCUGUCUGGUGCACCUCGCUUGUGAGUGUGUGUCCCUUCAAAGUGAAAUGUCAGCCACAGAGACAAGGGGAGUUCCUUUGCAACCACCCCAAGCUAAGAGCUGAACAGCCAACACUGGUUCCCAAAACUCCCGUACUGUGACUCUUAUGGAGGCCCUUUUGUUUCUUUUUAAAGGUUUGUUUAUUUGACAGAGACAGACCUCUCUGCUGGUUCACUUCCUAAGUAUCUGUAACACCUGGGGCUGGGCCAGACCUCUCUCUGAGUCUCUCACAUAGAAGGCAUAUUAGAAGAAAAGUAGGUAUUUGUUGUCCAAAGCUCUCAUCUUCAUUGACGCAUGAUUUCUACUUCAUUGAUAAUUUCAGUAUUCUGUCUUUAGAGUUAAAGUUACCUUAAUUUUAGGCUAGUGUUGUGAUGCAGUGAGUUGACCUGCCAUUUUAGAUGCCCACACCUCAUAGCAGAGUACCUGGUUUGCGUACCACCUGCACUGCUUCUGAUCCAGUGUCCUGCCAAUGCACCUGGCAAGACACUGGAUGUUGUCCUAAGCACUUGGGCCCUUACCACCCACAUGGGAGACCCAGAAGGAGAUCCAGGCUCAUGGGCUUGGCCUGGCUUAGACCUGGCUAUUGGAGUCAUUUGGAGAGUGAAACACCAAAUGGACAUCUUUCUUUGUCAUUCUGCCUUUCAAGUAAAUAAAUAAAUCUUAAAAAAAAAAAAUAAAGGUACAUAAGUUUUACAGUUGCAAUGGAAGGAUGGAUGAAAUUGCAAUUAUCCCAUAACAGUCAAGUCGUGGUGGGGAUGCAAAUACAUAUGGCCUUCUCUGCCUUUUGGCUUUGGGGAGAACAGGACUCUGAAAAAAAGGGAGGAACAAAUUAGAAAGAUUUCUGCUUGAUUUGACUUCCAUUUUAGAGUCCUUGCUUAUGAUUAGUAUUUGACAACAAUAAUUGAGCAGAAAGGCACAGAAAGGGCUGACAUUGCAUAGAUAGAUAGACAUACACACACACAUAUAUUUGUUAUGUAUAUAAAUUUGUUUCACAAGGCAGAGCAACAAAAGAAAAGGGAGAGAGCUUCUAUCUGCUGAUUGAUUCCCCACAUGGCCGCAACAGCCCUGUCUGGGCCAGGCCAAAGCCAGGAUCCUGGAACUCUAUCUGGGGCUCCGAAAUGGGUGCAGAAGCCCAAGUACUUGGACCAUAUUCCACUGAUUUCCCAGGCAGUCAGCAGGGAGUUGGAUCAGAAGUGAAGCAACUAGGACAGGAGCCAGCACUCAUGGGGAUGCCAGCAUCAUGAGGGGCAGCUUAACCACUGUACCACAACACCAGCUCCUUUCAGCUAGAUUCUGACACGGCAGGAAGAGUGAGUCAUGAAAGCUUGGAUUGCUUAGAUGCAACUCCUGUAAGGCCGGGUUUCUGGGUUUUUUGUUUUUUUGUUUUGUUGUUGUUGUUGUUGUUUUUAUUUACAGACUUAUUUAUUUGUUUGAAAGGCAAAGUUACAGAGAGGGAAGGAGAUACAGAAAGAUCUUCAUCUGUUGAUUCACUCACCAAAUAGCUGCAAUGAUUGGAGCUGGGCCGGGCCAAAGCUAGGAGCCAGGAACAACUUCUUGCUCUCCCACAUGAGUGCAGAGACCCAAGCACUUGGGCCAUCAGCUGCUGCUUUCCCAGGUGCAUCAGAAUAGAGCGUAAUCAGAAGUGGAACAUUUAGGACACAAACCAGUGCACAUAUGGAAUGCUGGCACAGUGUAUGGUGGCUUUACCUACUAUGCCAUAGCACCUGCCCCAAGACUGGGAUUUAAUAUCUUAGUUUCUAUGCAGAGGCACCGACCAGGUGGUGGUGGUGGGAAUAUUCCUUCAACGUAGCAGGGUCUAGAAUGCCAGACCUGGGUCUAUCAGAGAACAAGGUUCCUAAGAAGUCUUAGCCACUUUCUCCUGGGUAGUACCCAAAGGGAAGCCCAGUAAAGAGGCUGCAAAGAGGCCCCACACUGUAGUUAGUGAGCCUGCCACUUAGGCCUUCUGAGUGGUGGAACUGGUUGAUUAUAUGGAAACAAACAAACAAAAAAAUUUCCUGUCUAGGAAUUUAAGAGUUGCUUUCUGGGGUUUCAUAAUGUUCGACCCUACCAAGAUGCUUUUGUUUUUCUCAGUCCACAGACUCCCCUCCCCUCAUGGAGAAAAAGCCAACUAGGCCCCUUGAAAACAGCCAGUCAGGACCUUUGAAUACACCAUCAGUUCAAGAUUGCUGGUCUCAGGUUUCCUUAUCUGUCCUGGCCAUUUUAUUAUAGAGAAAAUGAGACACAGGAGGGCAUUUGUUCUGGUCAAGAUUGAGGUUCUCAUCCUACACCCAAACCUGAUAAAAAUGAGUUAAAGCCCAGUCCACCCAGCAAGAGUAAGGCAGAGCAGGAGUUGAACCUGAGACACCUGACCAUGUAACUCUGCUGCUUGCUUGACCAGGUUACUGAGAGGCUCACAACCUCUUUUUUUCUUUCUGUUUUGGUUAAGAUGUAUUUAUUUGAGAGGCAGAGAGGUCUUUCAUCCACUGGUUCACUCCUCAAAUGACCACGACUGAAGCUGGGCCGAUUGGAAGCCAGUUUAUUCUGGGUCUCCCGCAUGAGUGCAGGGCCCAAAGACUUGAGCCAUCUUCCACUGCUUUCCCAGGCAGUUAGCAGAGAGCUGGUUCAGAAGUGGAGCAGUACCCAGAAGGGAUGCUGCUGCCAUGAGUGGAGGCCACAGCACUGGCCCCUCACAACCUCUCUUUUUUUUUUUUUAAGAUUUUGUUUAUUUGAGAAGUAGAGUUACAGACGAGAGAGGGAGAGACAGAGAGAGAGGUCUUCCAUCUGCUGGUUCACUCCCCAAAUGGCCGCAAUGGCUGGAGAUGAGCCAAUCCAAAAUGAGGAUCCAGGAGCUUCUUCAGGAUCUCCCACAUGGUUGCAGGGGCCCAAAGACUUGAGCCAUCUUCCACUGCUUUCCCAGGCCAUAGCAGAGAGCUGGAUAGGAAGAGGAGCAGCCAGGACUGGAAUCUGAUGGCCAUAUGGGUUGUGGGUGCCACAGGCGGAGGAUUAAUCUAUUGCACCACAGCACUGGCCUCUCAGACUUGAUGGUCAUUGAAAUAUUUUGGAAGGAAAUGAAUCAUAGGAAUGAGAAGAUGUAAAGCGUUGUUAUAACACCAUUAUUGGUUACCGUUGCCUACAUGCAGGCAUUCAUUAAAUGAGAUCUUGAGGAAAUGAAGAAGAUGGAAUUAAAUGAGACCCCAUUAACUGGUGAAUGUGAAAUACUACUUAGCAAUAAAAAAAAUCCGGUACCUGUUGCGACAUAGAUGAAUCUCAAACAUUAUGCUAACUGAAAAAAAACCAGAUACAAACUACAGGUUUGUUUUUAUGAAAUUUGCAGAGGUAAAAUCUAUAGCAACAGAGAGUAAAUUUGUAGUUACCUGAUCAGCUAUAAAUGAGCUCACAAAUAUUGGAGUGAUAGAAAUGUUCUAAAACUGGAUUUUGGGACUGGCAUGGUGGCACAGCAGGUUAAACCGUGACCUGCAGUGCCACCAUCCCAUGUGGGGGCCAGUUUGAGUCCUGGUUGCUCUACUUCUAGUCCAGCUCCUUGUUAAUGCACUUGGAAAAGCAGCAACAGAUGGUCCAAGUCCCUGGUCCUCUGCCAUCCAUGUAGGAAACCCAGAAGAAGCUCCUGGGGCCUGUGCUGUGGCAAUGGGUUAAAUCCCCGGCCUGUAGGGCCGGCAUCCCAUAUGGGCACCAGUUCAAGUCCCUGCUGCCCUACUUCAGAUCCAGCUCUCUGCUAAGGCCUGGGAAAGCAGUAGAAGAUGGCUCAAGAUUUUGGGUCCCUGCACCUACAUGGGAGACCUGAAAGAAGCUCCUGGUUUCAGAUCAGUUCAACUCUGGCCAUUUGUGUUCAUUUGGGGAGUGAACCAGCAGAUGGAGGACCUUUCUCUCUCUGGCUUUACAUCUUUCUGUAACUCUGUCUUUCAAAUAAAUAUUUUUUUGAAAAAAUGGAUUUUAAUGAUGGUUUCCCAACUCAGAAAAUUUAAUAUAGAUCAUUACAUAUAUACAUACUUUUUUCUUUUUUAAAAAAAGAAUUAUUUAUUUGAAAGAGAGCUUCCAUCCAGUUGUUCACUCCCCAAAUGACUGCAACAGCUGAGGCUGGAACUAAAUCCAAGUCUCCCAUAUCCUCUUCUGCCUUCUCAGGCACAUUAGCAGGAAGUUGGAUCAGAAACAUCAGACAGAAUCAAAUUGGUGCUCAUAUGGGAUGCUGGCAUCAUGGGCAGCUGUUUAACCUACUGUACCACAAUGCCAGCCCCAUAUGUAUACUUAAAGUGGGUGGCUUUUACAAUAUGUAGAUAACUCCUCAAUAAAUGUUUAUUCAGUAUCACACACACACCCUCCCAAUUCAGCUUUACAAAGCAAAAUAGCAUUAGCUAAGUUUCUUUUUUUUUUUUUUUUUUGACAGGCAGAGUGGACAGUGAGAGAGAGAGAGAGAGAGAAAGGUCUUCCUUUGCCGUUGGUUCACCCUCCAAUGGCCGCCGCGGCCAGCGUGCUGCAGCCAGCGCACCGCGCUGAUCCGAUGGCAGGAGCCAGGAGCCAGGUGCUUUUCCUGGUCUCCCAUGGGGUGCAGGGCCCAAGCACCUGGGCCAUCCUCCACUGCACUCCCUGGCCACAGCAGAGGGCUGGCCUGGAAGAGGGGCAACCGGGACAGAAUCCGGCGCCCCGACCGGGACUAGAACCUGGUGUGCCGGCGCCGCUAGGCGGAGGAUUAGCCUAGUGAGCCGCGGCGCCGGCCGCUAAGUUUCAUUUUGUUAAAUAAUUGACAUGCCCUUUCCAAAGCACUAUAAUGAAUGAUAUUUGAGUUCAUGGAUAGCGCACCCUCCCCAUCCAUUGGUGAGCUCCCUUCCUCACAGGGUUACUCUCUGGGUCAGUCUAGUUCUUAGCUGUGAGGUCUGGAAACAGUUUUCUCCAAAUGGCUAUGGCUCCUGGAUGUCUCCCAAAAGCCAUAGACCAAAAGGCCCAGAGGCCAACACGCUCCUGGCAGCAGAUCAGUUCGUUCUCUCUGCUUGGGAAGUCUUUGUGGUCGGCUGAGUUCAAAUGAGGUCUGGGAAUGCUGGACUCUGCUGGGAGAGUAAUAGGGCGUCUUCCUGGUCGGCCUUUGAUGGCUACCACUGCUUGUGCCAUCCUUCUGUAUCCUGAUGAGCCUGGCACUGAGAUCAUGGAAAUAUUGGCCCUUACUCGACUUGAUUUCUCACCUGAAAACUAAUAACUACUUCAAAGAUUGGAGAAUAAAAUGAGCUAAGAUCCAGAAAAUAUCUACCUCAAUGCCUGGCCAGUAAUAACUGUUGACCUGCUCAGAUCAGUUAGCACUAUUUGAACAGACUGAGAAGCCCUACCUGGGAUAUCCUUGGGCAACCAGGAUAUCCUUGGGCAACAAGUGAAGAAAGGCAGACUUACGGAUAUGAUUGUGAUUCUUGCAUCUGUUUUCCAGACUCUAAGCCAACCAUUCCACUCUCUUACUAUCUUUCUUAAGCCAGGGUACUAUAACAUUCUACUUUCUCUUGUAUUCCCACACAGUUCAUCCUCAAGGAAGCCAUCUCCAUAGCAAAACUUCAUUAUUUAUUUUUGCCCAGUUCAUAACUGAACCACCCCCCCAUUUUGGGUUUUUGAGAACCUGCCCCAAGAUUCUAUUAAUAAAGUACAAACUGUUUCGCUGUAGAAACUGAGAAAUCCAUACACUCACUUUCCCAACCUCCUUUGUAGCUAGGGCCCAGACGUAUGACUUGGUCUCUGCCAGACACACACACCUUAUUUUGGGUGUGAUUGGAAUACCAUACAUUAGAGAGCACUCCCUAGUGGAUCUUGGGCAGCAGUGCCCAGUGUCCAGGAGUGAUAGUGGUGGUGGUGCAGGCUGCUUAGGGUGCUCCAGGCAUUGGCCCAGAGGCUGGAUCAUUACAGGACCAGUUCUGUGACUUGGGAUCUCUCCUGGCUCUAAAACCUCCAAGGCUAGUUUUCUGGCCUACCCUGAGAGUCUGAGCUUCUUAACCAACAUCAGUGAAUGUCUUUUAUUCUUAAGUUAGCCAGAGUUGAUUGCUGACUGGUAAUUGGUACUUGAAGUAGUCACAGCCAGCAGGUGCUCAGGGAGAGGGGGGAAUCUGAUUAGUUCUGUAGGGGGCUGUGCAGAAGGUAGUGAAAAUCUAGCCUGUGCUUCAGCAAUUGAACAGUGAUGAAAUAAUUUGUCAAGUUAUUACCUGCUGUGAACUGUGCUGAGGCACUAAUACCUAAUAUGAAUAUUUUUGGAGAUAAUUAAGUUUUAAAAAGUCAUAGACUGAAGCUCUGAUCCAAUAGGACCAGCAUCCUUAUAUUGUGUGUGUCUGUCAUGUACACACACACACACACACACACAUACACAAUUUCUAGACUAUAGAACGGUGAGAAAGUAACUUUGUUGAAGUUACCUGGUGCGUGGUAUUAUUUUAUGGCAGCCUGAGGUGAUGGAGAUAUCCCUUGAGGCCAUAUGCAAUGAGGUGUCCAUGGAAGGUAAGCUCUCUGGGAACUAAGUGCCAGUUGCCAUAGCUUACUAGGAGAAUGCAGAAGGAAUUCAGGGACUAAGCAUUUUGGAUGAUUGGCCAUGAACCUCUUACUCAUUACAUUUUUAGGACUAAGAUAGUCAAAAUCAAAUCCAAAGUUUUGUCCUUGGCGUUGCUAACCUGCAGUGUGCUGAACUCCCAGCUUCCCUGGAUUUGUCUUGUGAGCACUAAGGCACUGACCGGCAUCAUCUGAACUCCAGCAGCCCCAGCCCUCCUUCCCAGCACACUCUGACACAGUGACACAGGGCCAGCUGGGGGCACGGGAGGUUGUCCUCGCGCCAUCAGGCCUCCCCUGCGAGGCCAGCAGUGGAGGAAUGAGUCCUGCUGCUCCGAAUUUGAGCCUGUUGCUGUGCUUGCCUUCUGUACAACCCUGGUUCCAAGUGCCCUCGGUGGGGUGCAGGAUUCCAACCUCACCCUCAGCUUUCAACCUUAUCUGGGUAGCUCAAUCUUCACCCAACUUGUUGCCCUCUGCUUCACCUGUAAGGUGUUUUCUGCUGUUCUGGGCCAAUUCAGACGUAGGCAGGCUUUGGAUUCCUAGGUCUUAAGGAUGUUUCCUGGAUGAUUCUGACUCCCAGCAGUCGAACCAUCUAAUGGCCUGGCCCAGGUUCAGGAGGCUUUCUGCCUCUUACCUAAGGGACUGGGAGUUUUCUUCUUCCCCACCCUUGACUGGUGUGUGCCCAAAGAAUAUAUGUUUGGGUCACUUUACUGUAAACAACAUCAUCUCUUCAGGUGUUGGCUAAAUGCAAGGUGAGUUUGGAAUGGAUAUAGGUAAAUAAAAUGGUAAUACUCAUCUAUUUCAUGAUCAGAUGCAGUAACAAGGACUGUAACCAUGAAAUAUAGCUUCUUGCUUAAGUAACACAUAUGUUAGUUUAUUUAAAUUUUGAGAUAAUUUAUAGAUUUCUAAACUAGUUAGCUUUCUCUACAUUUUAGUACAUUUUGCAGUUAAUUUUUCAUUUUAGUCCACAGGAUCUGACUGUAAACAAAAAGAUGUUGUCCAGAAAUCCUAGAUGUGGGGCCAGACGCAGCACUGACUGCUUGGUUUGGUCCCUGAGAGUGAUCAAGCAUUUAGCACUGUGGGAUGAAGAUUACACAAUUCCAUGGGCGUUGCCUGGUUCUUUGGUCUUGCCUCUAUUGUCUUCUCCCUGGUCCUACUACAAUUAGUUUACCGUUAAUUUAGUUCCUUUUUUAAAGAAUUUCAUUUAUGGGGCUGGCACUGUGGGGUACCGGGUAAAGCUGCUGCCUACAGCACCAGCAUCCCACGUGGGCAUUGGUGUGAGUCCUAACUGCUUCACUUAAAAUCCAGCUCCCUGCUAAUGCACCUGGGAAAGCAGCAGAGGAUGGCCCAAGUCUUUGGGUCCCUUCACCCAUGUGGGAGACCUGGAAGGAGCUCCUGGCUCCUGAUUCCUAGCUUUGGCCUGGCCCAGCCCUCACCAUUGUGGUCUUUUGAGGAGUGAACCAGUAGAUGGAAAACUCUGCCUAACUGUGCCAUCUUUCAAAUAAGUGAUCAAUCUUUUUUUAAAAAACUUUCCAUAUUUUUACUUAAAUAUUAAUUUUUAAAGAUAUUUUUAUUUAUUUGACAGGUAGAGUUACAGACAGUGAGAGAGUGGUUCACCCCCCCAAAUGGCCGCUACAGCUGGCGCUGUGCCAAUCCGAAGCCAGGAGCCAGGCACUUCCUCCUGGUCUCCCAUGCAGGUGCAGGGUCCAAGCACUUGGGCCAUCCUCCACUGCCUUUCUGGGCCACAGCAGAGAGCUGGACUGGAAGAGGAGCAACCCGGACUAGAAUCCAGUGCCCAUAUGGGAUGCUGGCGCUGCAGGUGGAGGAUUAGCCUAGUGAGCCACGGCACCGGGCCCCUAAAGAUUUAUUUAUUUAAAGUCAGAGUUACACAGAGAGAGGAGAGGCAGAGAGAGAGAGAGGUCUUCCAUCUGCUGGUUCACUCCCCAAUUGGACACACAGCCAGAACUGCGCUGAUCCGAAGCCAGGAGCUUCCUCUGGGUCUCCCACGUGGGUGCAGGGCCCCAAGGACCUGGGCCAUCUUCUUUCUCAGGCCACAGCAGAGAGCUGGAUCAGAAGUGGAGCACCCGGGACUUGAACCAGCGCCCAUAUGGGAUGCUGGCACUGGAGGUGGCGGCUUUACCCACUACACCACAGCACCAGCCUGCUUAAAUAUUAAUUUAUAAAUUGUGGGUCUGUUCUGCAACCUGCUCAGAUGAAAAUCUGUAGAGUUUUGUCACUGCAUUUAGUUGUCAAUUAUCAGUAUUUAUUACUUUCCAAAAGUGUUUUAUGAAGAGCUACAUUGUUACAGUUUUUGAUAAAAAUAAUUAUUUUCAGUGUUUAAACUUUUCCAUAUAGUUUCCAAGAAACCAGAUAUUCUUGAUCCUUGUUCUUCUCUUUCACGGGCCUUUAGGAUCUUCUUGUGCCAGUGGAUAAUGACAUGGGGACUUUGGGGCUGGCAGUGUGGUAUGGCAUGUUAAGCUGUCACCUGCAGCGCCAGCAUCCCAUAUGGUCCUGGUUUGAGUCUCGGCUGCUCCACUUAAGAUCUAUCUUCCUGCUAAUGGCCUGGGAAGCAGCAGCAGAUCUUCAGUCUCCUUGGGCCCCUGCACUCAUGGGGGGGACUGGAUGCAGUUCCUAACGCCUGACUUCUGCUUAGCCAGCCCUGGCUGCUGCGGCCAUUUGGGGUGUGAACCAGUGGAUGGAUGGAAAAUCUCUGUGUAAUUCUACCUUUUGUAUAAAUAAACCAAUCUUUGGUGGAAAAAAGAUAUGAAAGCCUUUUUCAUUGAUUGCCUGGAGCUGGGAGUCUGAAGUUUUGUGACCUCUAGUUCUGAAGAGGUUCUGUGGCAGUUUCGGCCCCCACUGCCUCUGUUCUCUUUUGGUGGAACUUACUUGUCUCUGGCCCCUCCCUGGGGGCAGUGAUGUGUUCUGGGUUGAUCUAUUUGUUAUGUUCUUGCUCUUAUUUUUUUCCCCCCAUUGAAGCUUCCUUUAUAUUUACUUCUAUUCAUUUACUCAAAUAUUUACUUAUAACUACAUGCUGUGUUAUCUGUGUUCCAGGCAAAUGGAAAUACAGCCAAUAAAGACAAGUGUCAGUCUUCAUGUUGGGCAAAGUGUCAACAUGGGCUAAUGGUAAGUGCUCUAGAGGGGAGCUAAGCAGGGAAAGGGAACGGAGGUGAGGAAGCUGCUUGCAGUAGGGUGGCAUAGAAGGCAGACCUGACAUAGGGACCACAUAGUACUGACAUGUUUGAGCAAGACCUGACAGUCUUGGGGGAGGACAUUCCAGGCAGGAGGAAGUGGAAAGCUUGUGCAUUUGACAGCCAGCCAGAGGCUCCUGUGGCUGGUGUAACCAUCAAAAGAGAGAGAAGGCAGAGGACAACCAGGAGCACAGGAAGGCUAGUUAAGAGCUCUGCAACUGUGGUUUAACUGCCUCUUUAAGAUAAUCAUAGGGGCCAGCGCUGUGGUGCAGCGGGUUAAAGCCCUGGCCUGGAAUGCCCGCAUUUCAUUUGGGCGUCGGUUCCAGUCCCGGCUGCUCUUCUGACCCAGCUCUCUGCUACGGCCUGGGAAAGCAGAAGAUGGAUGGCCCAAGUCCUUGGGCCCCUGCACCCACAAAGGAGACACGAAGCUCCUGGCUUCGGAUCGGCGCAGCUGCAACCAUUGUAACCAUCGUAUGGAAGAACCCUCUCUGUAUCUGUGUCUUUCAAAUAAAAAUAAAUCUUUUUUUAAAGAUUUAUUUAUUUAUAUUAUUUGAAAGUCAGAGUUAUACAGAGAGGAGGAGAGGCAGAGAGAGAGAGAGAGGUCUUCCAUCUGCUGGUUCACUCUCCAGUUGGCUGCAACAGCCGGAGCUGCACCAAUCCAAAGCCAGGAGCCAGAAGCUUCUUCCGGAUCUCCCACGUGGGUGCAGGGGCCCAAGGACUUGGCCCAUCUUGUACUGCUUUCCCAGGCCAUAGCAGAGAGCUGGAUCAGAAGUGGAGCAGCCGAAACUCAAACUGGCGCCCGUGUGGGAUAGCAGCACUACAGGCAGCGGCCUUAGCCAUUACACCACAGCGCCGACCCCACUCAUUUUGAGUUCUCAUGUUUAGUCUCAUAAUAAAUUAAUUUAGAUUUUUCCCACAUUUUCUGGUUACUUUAAGGCCUAUAUGCCUCCAUGGUUCAAGCAGCUGAAUUCUUAGCUGUGUUUUUUCUCCUUGUGUAGCUUUAGUUUAGACCUGUUUGAUUGCUACUCUUCAGAUUUUUGCUGUUUUAACACUGUUGAGUCUGUCAUGGCUUCUUCAUUGCUGUCACUUUAUAUUUCAUUUCCUUCUGUUAACUGUGGCCUUGGGAAACUGGGGAUGUGGAUAUGCCAACCCAUUUUAGUUGUAAUCAGUUUACAUUGAAUUACUAAUAGAGGGAAAAUGUUAAAAGUAGUUUUGAAAAUAACAGGAUGGUAACAUAGCACAACAUGAGUUUUAGCUUUGAAUUAGAGGGAGAUAGAGAUCUUCCAUCCACUGAUUUACUGCCCAAAUGGCACCCAAGCUGGAAGUGGGAACUUGAUUAGGGCCUCCCAAGUGUGUGGUAGGGGCCCAAACAUGUGGGUCAUUUUCUGCUGCUUUCCCAGGCACAUUAGCAAGGAGUUAGGCUCAGCUUGCUCCAUUGCACUAAAAAAGUGUCUCCUCUUCUCUCCAUCGUCUUUGCCCUCAAGAUUUCUACCUGUAACUAUCAUUUCUGUGGAGUUUGAAGUAAGUUUGAAGCUAACGUAAAGCACGUAACUGGAAACCAUCUACAUAGCUAAUGGGUCAAUAAAGAAAAUAUGGCAUCUCUACUCACGGUCUGUGUGCAGCCAUCCACACGUUUAGGUAGAGACUCUAAAGAACUAUGAUUAUGAUGUCUAAUUAUAUUUCAGUUGUGUAGUAAUAGCUCAAAACAAGUUAUACUGAAAGAAUAUUCCAGGGCUGGCGCUGUGGUGCAGCAGGUUAAUGCCCUGGCCUGAUGCGCUGGCAUCCCAUAUGGGUGCCAGUUCAAGUCCCAGCUGCUCCUCUUCCGAUCCUGCUCUCUGCUAUGGCCUGGGAAGGCAGUACAAGAUGGCCCAAAUCCUUGAGCCCCUGCACCCACUUGGGAGACCCGGAAGAAGCCCCUGGCUCCUGAUCGGCCCAGCUCUGGCCGUUGCAGCCAAUUGGGGAGUGAACCAGCAGAUGGAAGACCACUCUCUGUCUCUCUCUGCCUCUCCUUCUCUCUGUGUGUAACUCUUUCAGAUAAAUAAAUAAAUCUUAAAAAAAAAAAAAAAAAGAAUAUUCCAAAAUACUAAGUAGGUUCUAGGCAGUGUGACUUGAUUUUUUUUUUAAUAUAAGUCUUUUUAAGUUUUUUUUUAAUUUACUUAUUUGAGAGGUAUAGUUACAGAAAGAGGGACAGAGAGAAAGGUCUUCCUUCCGUUGGUUCACUCCCCAAAUGUCCGCAACGGCCAGAGCUGUGCCAAUCCAAAGCCAGAAGCCAGGUGCUUCUCCGGGGUCUCCCAUGCAGGUACAGGGGGCCAAGGACUUGGGCCAUCUUCUACUGCCCUCCCGGGCACAGCAGAGAGCUGAAUCGGAAGAGGGGCAGCCGGGACUAGAACCAGCGCCCAUAUGGGAUGCUGGCGCCAUAGGAGGAGGAUUAACCUAUUGCGCCAGCCCCCUGAUCUUACUUUUUAAAAAACUGCUUAAAUGAGCACUUGUGAUUAAAACUGCCUAGAAAAUGAAAGUUAAGUAAGCAGUACAGUGGAUGGAAAACCCAGAUUCUCCGUGCCAGUUGUAUUAGUACAUGUUGUGUUGCUGUAACAAAAUACUGGAGGCUGGCUGGUUUAUCAGGAAAACAGGUUUAUUUGGCUGCCGAGUCCAGUGGCCGGGAAGUCCAAACAGCAUGGUGUUGGCCUCAGGUGAGGGCCCCUGACUGCAGGAAGGGAAACAGCCGUAUGCAGAAGAGGGCAAGUGUGUGUCUGAGAACUCAGCAAGUUGUGGGAGGACUCCACUUACCUCGUUGAAGGCCUCACCACUUCAAUACCAUUACCUUGCACAGGAACCUUUAGGGGACAAACCACAGCACCAGUCAUCAUGUUACCUCCAAGCAACUCAAUGCCUUGUGUUUAUGAUCUGAAACUUGAAGGGCUGCAGGAUUUUCAAGCCAAUUUGAAUUAAACAUAAUGGAGGCCAGGCUGAAAUAGUGAAUGUUCAAAAAUAAAAACUAUCACAAGUAAGGCACUGGUGUAGUGGCUAAGAUACCUGCAUCCCUUAUGAGUGCCUCCUAUGAAUCCUGGCUACUCUGUUUCUGCUCCAGCUUCCUGCGAACGCAUCUCCUGGGAAAAGCAGAUGGCUCAAGUGCUUCGUUCCCUGCCACCCAGGGAACUCCAGGCGCUUGGCUUCCAAACUGGCACAGCUCUCUCUUCUUGCAGUGUUGGGGAAUAAAACAGUGCACGAAAAGAUCUGUUUCUCAAAUGAAAAUGAAAAUUUAAAUAGGCUAAGGAAGCAAUCAGGAAGCAACUUUCUCAAAUUUAGUGGGAAGCAGAAAGUGAAAAUAUAAGCAUAUUUAAUUAGUUUCCAGGAAAGAGAUACCGGAGGAAAGAGCUAGAAAAAUCUAAGCCCACUGGAAAGUAGUCAUGAGUGUGACUUCUCUUGGGAAGCCAGGAAACACCAGUGAGCAUUUCAGUCAGCUGAAGCAAGAGAUGGAGAGGAGGCAGGAUCGGCAUCCUUUAACCAAUUUAACUUUUAGCAAAUAAACAGUUUUAACAGGAUCACCAAAGGAUUUAUGGGCAUUUUACACAGGUAAAUUUUAUCCUUUCCACUUGGCCCUUAAUAGGUUCACAACCCUCAUGUUCUUUUAGCAUACUCAGACUUCCUUCCUUCCUUUCCCAAUCUCUUAACCUUAUAAAUAAUCGUCCAAUGAUGACCCUCAGCCAGGUGCCAUAAUCCUGUUCCCAUUAACUCAUUUUCUUUUCCUCUACCUAAAUUCAAAUCAAUUUUAUUUCAGGGAGUCAGUGCCCCCAGAGUUUUCUCAAUACUUCUGCACAAUGCAACAUCUUUCUCUCAACCUAAACUCCAUUACGGAGUGAAGAUACAGACUGGGGAUGAAAACUGGCAAUCAAGAGAGACAAACUUACAAAGCAAGCCUAAAAUUACAUAAAGCGGGAUAAAAUAUUAUUUAGUGACUGAAAACUAAAAUUCAGUAUCUUAGGGAAAAAAACCUAUGGAAUAGAGCUGGAGAUGCAGUCAGUCACUUUCAAUGCUCCCCUACUACUGACUUCAUUAAACAAACACCUGGAAAGAUCAUUAUUUGAAACAAAGAAAACCAGCCAUGCUAAUAAACCCUUCAGUGACUAUUAUCUUGACCUGGAGUCAUUGUUUUAAAAAACAAUAAACCUGGAAGAGAGGGCCAAGCCUUUAUUUGGCCUAGUGGAUGACACCACUUGGGAUGUCUGCCUCCUCUAUCAGUCCCAGCAUGGCUCAGGAUUCCAGCUUCCUGCUUGCCUGUGUGCUGAGGCAGCAUGUACUUGGAUCCCUGCCACCCAUGUGGAACACUUGGACUGAAUUUCUGACUCCCACAUUUCGCCUAGCCCAGCCCCAAGCCACUGCAGGCAUUUGAGAAGUAAUCAGUAUCAACUCUGCCUCUCAAAACAAAAUUUGUCUUUUGGUUUAAUUUCCUUGUGAUGAUACUAUAAGAUUUCCCUUUUUGAGAACUUGUUAUUUACCCCCAAAGAACUCACUGCUAAACCAUUUUCCAGAUUUUUACUGAACUUUUUUAUCUGGCCAGCCACUGCCCAGGUAUGACAGCUCACUGGAAUGCCAUUUGUUAGCUGUGACUUGACAUUUAAAGCUCCAGCUCCAUGAAGAGUUCACACAGGCAUUCCACAUGAGAGCCGUUCCAUCUCUGUAAUGCAGACUUUGAAUUGGUUGUAAAUACUGUAUUGACAAAAUCAGUUUUGCCAUUUGAAAUCAUCAGUGCAAACCCUGGCAAAUACAGCCUCUUCCAAUUCUAAUGUAAUUGGGUAAUUCUCAAUUAUUAGACUUUGGUACAGAUUAGCAAAAUAAUGGCACCUCUGCCAAAGCAGAACAAGUUUUAAGCAAGUCAUCCUGUUGGUGGUUCAAGCUGCAUGUAAGUUCAGCCAAAAUUCACUAGAUUUAUAUUAAAUUCUAUACAGACAUAUUGCAUAGUGGGCAAAUGUUGGACCUAGAUGAAGAAACUGAAGAUCAGCAAAGUCCAGGCUAGAAUUAAUACUUGGGAUUGACCCAUUCCAGAGCCCGUCCCACAGUCCCAUGCAGACCACAAAGACUGCCUGCCUAUCUGGAAGCAGAAUGAACAGUCCCAGCUCUCCAGAUUACUCUGUAUUUGGGAUUAGAGCCUAACCAAGGUUGUUCUUUCAAAUACAUAGAUUAAGCAAUGCGAAGACCCUACAGUUUACUGCAUUUAUCAUCAUAUGCCCAUCCCUCUAAAAUUUGUCAGAUAGUUACCUCAUUUUUCUUGUUAAUGUGAAGCCUUAACUGCUUGUCCAGAGAAGAAUAUCCAGAAAUAAGAUGUAAACCAUUUCAGGGGAAAACAUGCAUGCAUUUAUUUUUAAGAAUUCCCAAUAAGGGGGGAAAAGUUCAACAUCUUUAAAAAUGUGUUUAUUUUUUUUAAAAAUCAGUUGUGUACAAAAGUGUUUCGUAGUUUUUAAGUCUCAAGACAAAUACCCCCAACCCUCCACCCACAGCCCACCCUGCUGUGAUGGUAUUUCUGGUAACCCACCCAUUUUUCCCUUACAGGAAGUUAACGGCUCAGAAUAGACCUCCUACAGAAAGUAUCAUCACUAACAGACUGUUUAGGAUAGAGACCGAGAGAAGCUAACAAGCACGGUUCUUUCUCAGUGAGGUUAAUGAAAAUCCCUACAACGGCAGUAGACUUCCAGCAGACACCACAACAAAGCACCAUCAAUUGCUGAAAGCUAAAAAAUAGAUAUUAUUUUCAAUAGUAUUUCAUUUUCUAUUGGAAAAGUCUUUAAAUUACAUUAAAUAAGUCUCUUCCCCCCCCCCCCA
Messenger RNA from Oryctolagus cuniculus (rabbit), 24585 nucleotides. Lineage: Eukaryota; Metazoa; Chordata; Mammalia; Lagomorpha; Leporidae. The record is from RefSeq and is a predicted model, not a curated record.